Molecule: messenger RNA, 1512 nt
Organism: Fonsecaea erecta
Lineage: Eukaryota; Fungi; Ascomycota; Eurotiomycetes; Chaetothyriales; Herpotrichiellaceae
Exons: 4
Coding region: 1-1512 (503 amino acids)
Biological process (GO): carboxylic acid transport; transmembrane transport
Cellular component (GO): plasma membrane
Molecular function (GO): carboxylic acid transmembrane transporter activity
Source: RefSeq, a predicted model, not a curated record
AUGGCAGCCGAGAAGUAUCAGCCGUCUUACGAUAUCACGGGCAACGACUCUUAUGGAAGUCAGCCCAAUGAACAAGACGUCGAGGCCAGGGACAGAAGGCUCAGUCAAGUAGAUGUCGCCAGGAUCACAAAGGUCUCGUCGGUUAUCACCGUUCUUGUUGCGGGCUUGGCCUUGUUCUCUGACGGAUACAAUGCACAAAUCAUUGGAUACAUGGAGCCGCUGUUCACAGACCUGUACAAAGAUGGCAUGUCCAGCAUCAUCAAGACCCGAUUGUCCAAUGCAUACCUUAUUGGCGAGAUCUUUGGCAUGCUCUUCUUUGGCUUUCUCAUCGACAAGAUAGGGCGUCGUACCGGCAUCGUCUUCGCCACUUUCUUCCUCAUUCUUGGAAUCGUUUUGGCUACAGCUGCUCAUGGUACCACUCAACUGGGCAUGUUCUGGAUGAUGAUCGUUGCUCGUGGUGUUGCUGGAUUCGGCGAAUACCCAACUUGCGGAACUGGCAGUGCCGAGGCGUCAGACGAGAGUGAAUAUGUUCGCCGCAGACGAGGCUUCCUCGUCGCCGUCGCCACAGACUUCGCCAUUGACUUGGGAUUCGUAGUGGCAGGUGUCGUCGCGCUGAUUGUCAUCGAAUGCUACAACGAGAAGAUCUCAAGCGGAAUCUGGCGCAUCUGCUUCGGCUUGGGCUUCGUCCUCCCUCUGGCACUCUUCUUCUUCCGAAUUCGCAUGGUCGAGUCCAGUCAGUAUCGCAAACAUGCUAUCAAACGAAAUGUACCCUAUUGGUUGAUCAUCAAGCGAUAUUGGAAGCCCAUGGUGGGAACAUCUCUGGCAUGGUUCAUGUACGAUUUCGUCACCUAUCCAUUUGGAAUCUUCAGCUCCACCAUCAUCGGUCAGCUCAAUCCGAACAAUACCUUGAUCCAGAACAUUGGAUACGGUACUGUUGUAAAUUGCUUUUACCUUCCUGGUUGCAUUAUUGGCGGAUUGCUGAUGGAUAGGAUCGGCCGCAAACAAACCAUGACCCUCGGCUUUGGGUGCUGGGCAGUCUUAGGAUUCAUCCUGGGCGGCGCGCUGAACCCUAUUCAAUCUGUGUUUCCCUUGUUUGUAGUCCUCUAUGGCAUUUUCAAUAGCCUUGGGGAAAUGGGACCUGGAGUUUGCACUUUCCUCACGGCCGCAGAAAGCUUCCCGACUCCUUUACGCGGACACUUCAUGGGGUUCGCCGCUGCUGUGGGCAAAGCUGGUGCAGCGAUUGGGACCCAAGUUUUCACGCCUAUCCAGGAUUCGUUCGGCGAUACGCAAAAAGGUACUCAGGCGGUCUUCCUAAUCGGUGCUGGAUUUGCUGCCGCUGGUGGCAUCAUCUCAUGGAUCUUCAUUCCUAACCGAGAUCGAGAGCUUGAGAGCGAAGACGCCAAGUUCAGAGAAUACCUUGCAGCUCACGGGUAUGAGGGGGAGUUCGGGGAGAGUUUGGUCGCGGAGGUGAGGACGACGGUUUUCAAGCCCGAAUAUGUCAAGACGUCUUGA